Molecule: messenger RNA, 1377 nt
Organism: Trichomonas vaginalis G3
Lineage: Eukaryota; Parabasalia; Trichomonadida; Trichomonadidae
Product: RING finger ubiquitin ligase family
Exons: 1
Coding region: 1-1377 (458 amino acids)
Source: RefSeq, a predicted model, not a curated record
AUGAUAUAUAAUGGGAGAUGGAAGUGUGACAAGUACAAAGAUGAAGCUUCUUUAGCAGUUGUAAGAAUGGGAUGCGGACAUUUAAAGAAUUCAAGCUUCUUUGCAGCAGAAUUCCAAUUCCAAAACGGUACUUACAUCAAGUUCAGUAAAAUGGCUGAAUUUCAUGGCAUAAAUUAUCCAAAUUCUGAUAAUAUUUACUUAUUUAAUUACUUUUCAAAAAAUGAAAUCAAUAUGACAGAAAUGCUACUUUUUACAAAUAGGUCGCUGUACAAUUCAAAUGGAGAACCUUUUAAUGAUAUAAAAGAAGCAAAUUCAAAUCUUAACAAGUCUUUAUCAAUUUUCUAUCCUAAUACUUCAUUGAUUGGAAUCAGUCUACACAGAACCCCUAAUUUUUCCAGGGUUACUAAGUUCCAUCCUGGAUUUUCUUACAAUGGAAGCUGUUUAACUUGCGAAAUACCAAUUAUUUUCGAAUUAGAGUAUAUGGAACACGAAUUACUAGCGAUGGAAUACAAAAUCUUCGCUGUUUUUGCAGCAUUUCUCACGAUAUUAAAAUAUUAUGGUUACAAAUUAAUAUUACAACACGCAGAUACACAAGUACGAGCAAAGAGACUUUCAGUAUAUUCACUUGUUUUCAAUAUGUGCUAUGAUUACUCUUACAACAUCUUUUUCCCCAAUGAUUACCUUACUUUUCCAAGCCAAAACUCAUUGUACUUGUUCGUUUACUCUGUCAACGUAUUUAUCCACUUCUCUUUAUUAAUACCUCUCACUGUGAAGACGAUUUUGGCUCAAACAAGGUUUACUCCUGAAAAUUUCAGAGGACAAGGCGGUUGGUUGUUCACAAGGAUAUUCAUAUUGAUGCUUCUCAUUUCUGGAUUGAAAGAUAUCUCGUUUAAACAUCCUAUUUUGAUUAUACUUUUAAUUGAAGCACAAUUGAUACCUCAGCUGUUCAGAUCUAUCAAAGAUAAUGAAAGAGACUUCAUAUCCGUCCAUGGAAUUAUUCUAAUUUCUUUAAUUCGAAUAAGUCACAUUGCAUAUUUCGGAAUUUACAAAAAUAACAUCAAGGAAACAUAUUUCCCUAGACUGUCAUUGGUAAUUAUUGCUGCCAUUGUUAUACAAGUUGCUUUAAUGAUUUUUGUCAAUAAAUAUGGUUCAAAAUGCAUUCUUCCUAAGUCAUUACGUCCGAAAUCGUUUGAUUACAGAUCAAUUCCGAUUCCUCCGAACAGUGAAUGCGCAAUUUGUAUGUGCAACAUUGAAGAUGGAGAACCAACUAUGAUGACUCCAUGUGGACAUCCAUUUCACAGCCAGUGCUUGGAGAGAUGGAUGCAGGAACAGCUGGUUUGCCCUAUUUGCAGGGCACCUCUGCUUCCUGAAGUUUAA